GGGAGUCUGUCUUGCGCAAGAAGGCACCAAACACUGCUACUCUACUUUAAAACUGAAAACCCCAAAAUCCCCCUCUUUCCCAUUCCCAGAAAAUCAAACACCCAAACUCUCACUCUUUCUCCCUCAAACAAACAAAAAAAACACAGACUUCAUUCGGUAGCAGAAGAAGAACCAAAUCACCAUGAGUAGAGGAAGCGGAGCAGGUUACGAUCGCCACAUUACGAUCUUCUCCCCCGAAGGUCGUCUCUUUCAAGUUGAGUAUGCAUUUAAGGCAGUGAAAUCUGGCGGAGUUACUUCAAUUGCAGUUCGUGGUAAAGAUUCCGUUUGUGUUGUCACCCAGAAGAAAGUUCCCGACAAGCUUUUGGAUCAAACUAGUGUUUCGCAUCUUUUCAAAAUCACGAAAUUCCUAGGGCUGCUCGCCACUGGAAUGACAGCUGAUGCUAGGAAUUUGGUUCAGCAAGCGAGGAAUGAAGCAGCCGAGUUUCGCCAUAAAUAUGGAUAUGAAAUGCCAGUAGACGCCUUGGCUAGAUGGAUUGCGGAUAAGUCUCAAGUUUAUACCCAGCAUGCCUACAUGAGACCUCUUGGAGUAGUGGCUAUUGUUAUUGGAAUCGAUGAAGAGAAUGGACCUCAACUAUUUAAAUGUGAUCCCGCUGGCCACUUUUAUGGUCACAAGGCCACAAGUGCUGGAUCUAAAGAUCAAGAAGCUAUUAAUUUUCUGGAGAAGAAAAUGAAAAAUGAUCCUGCUUUCUCCUAUGAAGAAACUGUGCAGACUGCCAUCUCUGCUCUUCAGUCUGUUCUGCAAGAGGAUUUCAAAGCCACUGAGAUCGAGGUGGGAGUUGUUCAGGUAGCGAAUCCAGUUUUCAGAUCGCUUACAACCGAGGAGAUCGAUGAGCAUUUGACAGCCAUAAGUGAGCGCGAUUGAUUCCAUUCGGUUGUGUUUGACUAGGCAUGCUGAGCGUAGUUUUCGAAUGUAUGCUAGUAUUUCUGAUGUGAAAGAUGUUCCUAAACCGUGUAACUUGAAAUUUGUUAACCCCUUGGUAGAAUUGUUUGCUUUUAUCUUAUUGUAGCCACAGAUAAUGGCCAAAAUAUGACACUGAAAAGGGGGUUAUUAUUGCGAAAGAAUGUCUGCAAAUUGAUGAAAAUGGUUUAGUUGCUUGGUAGCUGUGCGCUAGAUUGCCACCUUCUUGGUAGAAUUGCUCAGUCUCAUUGUUGAUAAGUGCCUAAGAUUUAAUUUUCAA
This is a messenger RNA of Spinacia oleracea (spinach), 1238 nucleotides long. RefSeq names its product proteasome subunit alpha type-6. The record is from RefSeq and is a predicted model, not a curated record. Gene Ontology annotation, biological process: ubiquitin-dependent protein catabolic process. The coding region runs from base 182 to 922 and encodes 246 amino acids. Gene Ontology annotation, cellular component: proteasome core complex; proteasome core complex, alpha-subunit complex. Lineage: Eukaryota; Viridiplantae; Streptophyta; Magnoliopsida; Caryophyllales; Amaranthaceae. The transcript is spliced from 9 exons.